AUGAAUAAAUUUAUUCGUGAACCCGUGUACAUCACACAUAUAAAUAUAGUCCAUGUAAAUACGGGAUAUUCCACAACAGCCACAAAGCCUGUGUUUGCGGCGGCGGGUCAGCCACGUGACCCAGAUGAGGCCGCUAAUAAACAUGUUCGUAACAUGUCCGUCAAAAGGUCAAUUAUCACAGCAUUUGCAGCGGGCUUUGCAAUCUGUGCAGGGCAGACUCGACGCGGAUCUAACUGCUUCCUGUGGUGCUGGCCGCUGCCCAUUGUGCUGCGGGCACUUUGGAAUGUACAAGGGCUGGCGGCCAGUCACGGGAGCCGGGAGGGGAAUGGGGGCCCGGGGGGCAGCGGGCCCAGCCCGGGGGGCGGCAUCCCCGGCAGCAGCGGCCAGGGCGGCCCACCCCCUCCCUCAGCAGCGGCCGCGGCUGCCGGUGCCACCCGGCGGGGCGGCCCAGCGAGCGGCCCAGGUGGACCGUCCCGGGGCCCCCCUCUGGCUGCGGGCCCGGUGGGCGAGGGCGGCCCGUUCGCCUCGGGCGGGCCGGGGGGCGGCGCCCUGGACGACGCCCUCGAGCAAUGGAGCCGCAACCCGCUGCUGUGCUGGAUGUGCGAGGAGCUGUACGAGGAGCCAUGUCUGCUGGCCUGCUACCACACCUUCUGCGCCCGCUGCGUCCGGCCCAGACUGCACGACGCCAAGAUCGUCUGUCCGCUGUGUGGGAAGGUGACGGGGCUGAAGGAGGGACAGCUGCCUCCGAGGGACAACCUGAUGGUGUUCCUGGUGGAGUCUUCGUGUGAGGAGAGACCACAAUGUGCCAACUGUGAUAAAACUAACCAGUCCGCCAUGUUCUUCUGUAACACUUGUGGUCAAGCUCUCUGUGGCCACUGCCGAGAGGAGACUCACCGUGCGCGCAUGUUUUCUCUUCAUGACAUCAUCCACAUGUCGAAACGAGGUCGAGAAGUGAACAGAAAGUGUGCCAUGCAUGGAGAGCCUUACAUCAUGUUUUCGACCACCAAGAGGACAAUGCUAUGUAUCACCUGUUUCCGUGAGUCCUCCCUCGAUGCUCGGCUACAUUGCAUUGACCUGGAGACAGCAUACACACAAGGUUGCAAGAAAUUGGACAGAGCAGUCAUGAGCAUCCGUGAACUGCAGAAUUCGGUGCGAGAUGGCGUGAUCCUGUUCAAGGCGCUGCUGGACGAACUGCGGAAGAACAUGGAGACGGAGAAGCACCACAUUACCAACCUCUCGGAGAACCUGCAGGACACCGUCAGGAGGACGCAGGAUUCGCUUCUGAGGGACGUAGACGGGCAAUACGACGCCAAAGACAAGCUGUUCCGAAGCCAGCUCUCGUCCCUCGGCUCCCUCCUGCCCAUCAUCCAGGUCCACCUCCUGAUGUGUACGACCUUCUCGUCCUCGGCCUCCAAGUACGAGUUCCUGGAGCUCGUGUUUCAGCUCAUGGAGAGGCUAGCUGCCAUCGCCCAUCUCUCGCAUCCGCUCAGGCCGGGCCAAAGUAGCCAAGUGAGAAGUAACUUUAAGAGCGAAUUCUCCAGAAGCCUCGAGCCGCUGCUGUCCGUGGUGGGCAAGGGCCGCGGGGAUAUGGCCAUGCCCUCGGGCUCCUCAGGCUGCAGCGAGAAGCAGUCCUCUGACGGCGGCUGCACGUCCCGCCCCCCCUCGGCAGGAUCGGCCAUGCCCCCGACGGCCUUCGGGAUGCCAGGCUCUCGGCGCUCCCUGUCGGCGGCCAAACUGAAGAUCAUCGAGAGCGGAGGCCCGUUCGCCGAUCACUGCAAGUCGCAUGAGAACAAGUUUAGGGUGAACGACGUGGCGACCCUUCGAGACGAGAAUAAACGUCUUAUGAUCAUUGCUCAGCAACUUGAGCCUUAUAUACGCUCCAUCACGGCUCUUAUGGAAAGGAUAUCGCCCAAGCUCCAGGUGCCGCAGGGCCAGGCAAUGACCACGUCCCAGGCGUCAGUGGUGGAUUCGAGUGAGAAUAUCAUGCAACAAAUCCUGGACCAGAUCAGUGCUUGCAAACCGGACCAGCAACAAAGGGUCGAAGGGCGGGGAUGCGCAGACGGUGCCAGUCGAGCUUCCGGCCCUGUGGAUGACUCGGGCGCUGGUGGUGGAGGAGGAGGUGGAGGUGGAGGAGGAGGAGCGGGUGGAGGAGGUGUGGUGGGGUCGCCGGGGCUUCUGAUAGGGGGGAUACCGAAACCUCCUGACCCCCCUCAUUCCCGCAGGACGCCGGAUCAGGAGGAGGACCAGGAGAGCGACCACGCCCACGGCUUCUCUCCAGGGCCGGGCUCAGGUCGGGGCGAUCCGGGCCUCCCCACUAGGGACGCGGACAAAUACCGCGGCCCGGUGUCGCCUGCCUCCUCCAUGGGCUCCACCUUAGCGUCGUCCGUGCUGGGCGGGUCCUAUGCGGAGGUGCGGCGGCCCGAGCGCAGCGCGAGGCGCAAAAGACAGAACAGUGAGGGGGACUCUUUAGUGUGGGAGCGCCAACGAGGCUGUGAGAGUGAGAGCGAGAUGGUGUCCUCGACGUCCUCCUUGCGGAUCAACCAGCGCCGCGGCUCGGAGGGCAGCGAGGUGGAGGAGGGCAAGAAGGGGGUCUUCAUGCAGCUGCUGCAGAUGGUGCGCUUGCGCGAGGACAAGAAGAAGCAGGACUACGAGAGCGACGUGGACGAGGGCCGCGCCUCGUCCAGAGAGCGCGGGACGAUGGGCCGCGUCGUCCACCGCCUGUCGCGGACCAAGCUGAUGGCGGACCACCACCCGGACCACUUCCGAGACUUCACUUCGCUGGUCUUCGACCCCUCGGCCGUGCCCGAGAGGCCCAAGUCCGCCUGCGACAACACGCUGCUUCGAAACGCCGAGAAGCUCUACUCCGGGCUGGGCUCCGUGCGCGCCUACAGCGGCGAGCCCGAGGCCGGCGAUCGCGUCAGCGCCGAGCGGUUGAACGAGGUGCGCGAGGCGCAGGCGCGCGCCGUGGCCGCGUCGUGCCACUCGCGCGAGAACUCCGUGGGGCGCGCGAGGUCGGCCGAGCGGGAGGCCGCGGGCAUCAGGACGCCCAAAGCGGUGCCGGUGCCGCGCGUGCCGCAGGGAGGCCGCAGCGGCGAGUUCAGCCUGGGGGAGGUCAAGGCCAUCGUGCACGCCGAGCAGCUGGGGGGGCCGAGCCGCAAGUCCCCGGGGCGCAAGGACAUGGACGCGAUCUACUCGGUGGCCACGGUGCCCCGCAAGAGCGCGUCCAAGAAGGAGAACAUCUACGAGAACGUUCCGAUCCAGUCCGAGCUGAUGGGCGGCAGGCAGUUCCGCGAGGACCCGCGCGCCCGACCCGUGUUCAAGAAGCAGAACUCCCUGGACGCCCUUCCCUCCGAGUCGAGAAAGUCGAGCACGAUGCGCAAGAGCGACGGCGGCGGCGGCGGCGGCGGCGGCUCGGGCGGCAUGAGGCACGGGACGCUGCGGAAGGCGGACAGUUUCGAGGGGCACGAGGAGGCAGUGAAAACAUUGGUGGCAGCUGUCCAGGAGACAAGAAUAUUAAGGCGAAAGAAAACUAAAUGAUCAACUUUGAACAUAAUUUAUAAAAUGUUCAUGUUUUUACAGUUGUAUUUCCAAGCUUAUCAUCGCCUGCAGCAGAGAAAAACUGCAUUUUUUUUCUUCCUAUUAAGUCGAUAAAGUGUUGAUCAAUCAAAACAGUAGUCUGCCUAAUAUGUGAUCGUCAUUUUCAUGAAUAGGAAAAGAAGCGAAAGAAGAAGAAAAAGCCUAAAACGAGAUUACGAAAAAAAUGAAAGUUUCCAAAGAGAUCAUGCUACUCGUGCAGGUGUGUCGUGUUAUACAGUUUUUGAUAAAAGUUAAGGAGUUUAGAUGUAACUUGGGUAACUGCUAGAGACAAGGAAAUAGUUAUGUUGGCGAAGUGUAGGUGUAAGUGAAAAAAAAAUUAUAUAUAUAAAUAAAAUUCAAAAAUAAUCAGUGACAGUGUUACAGUACAUGUUGUGCUUACAUGGUUGUGACUAACAGUUGUACAGAAUUGAGAGCAAGUUAGAUGACGCAGACGGAGCGCGAGUGAAAUUUAGCAGAUUUGAACGAAUAUCAAGUUGUAUCCGACUUAGUUGAUCUUCAUCGUCGUCUCAAACACCGUGGUAUUUUUUAUGAAGGGUUGAUAUAAGUGUGAGGGUCUGUAGAAGUGUAUUUCUAUAUUAUAGUAAAAGCUGGCCUCAAAUGGAUACCGAUUUCGGGUGCUUUUAACAGGCCAAUAACAAACACAUUAUGUUAUAUACUUUGUUCAUGAAAAAAAAAAUACAAGAAGCAACAACAACAACAACAACAACUAAGGGUGUUCUAUGAUAGUAAUGUGUACUAAUACUAGUCUUUUAUACAUAUAAAGGUUCUGUAGAUGAUUUAUUUCUCUCUCUCUCAAAAAAAAAAAAAUCAAGCAAACUUUUUAACAAGAAAAAGCUGCCAAUUAUAGGUUACAGAAGAAAAAAUAAAUAAAUAUUAAUAAUCAGCUGUUAACCGCUAGAUCCUCACUUCCCGUAGAUGAACUUAGUGAAUGCGUGUGAGGCAACUUGAAGAGGAAAAGGACACAGAAAGCGCGACAGAUUUCCGCCGAGAACAAUCAAAAUGAUAUCAUGAAGACGGGGCGAUAGCAGCCUGCAAUCAAAGUUAUGUGUAGAUGUAUAUGCAUAUGUAUAUAUGCA
This is a messenger RNA of Penaeus indicus, 4673 nucleotides long. RefSeq lists its product as uncharacterized. The coding region runs from base 1 to 3537 and encodes 1178 amino acids. The record is from RefSeq and is a predicted model, not a curated record. The transcript has 13 exons. Gene Ontology annotation, molecular function: zinc ion binding; transmembrane transporter binding; Hsp70 protein binding. NCBI's taxonomy places the organism in Eukaryota, Metazoa, Arthropoda, Malacostraca, Decapoda, Penaeidae. Gene Ontology annotation, cellular component: perinuclear region of cytoplasm.